This is a messenger RNA of Plutella xylostella (diamondback moth), 3249 nucleotides long. The record is from RefSeq and is a predicted model, not a curated record. Lineage: Eukaryota; Metazoa; Arthropoda; Insecta; Lepidoptera; Plutellidae.
UAACGCAUUCGUCUCAAAAUCAAUAAAUCAAGUAAAACCAAGUGCCACAAAAUUUCCUCAACACCAUUUCAAAAGAAAAUCCGCAUUUCCAUUUCCAAAAAACCUCACACAAAUAUUCGUUGGGACACUGAUCAGCCGGGAGCGUGUCUGUUGCGCUGAUAGCGGGCACUUGUUGCGCGCACGUGCCAGUGCCGCGGCGGACGGCGAGGAGCGCACAGUGCGCGCGGACGCACAGCGCACAGCGCGCCAUGCGUCGCUGAGGCCAUGCGGGCGCUGCCGCUGCUGGUGCUGCUCGCGCUGACCACGCCGGCCAGAGCCGGUAUCUGCUGGUCGGGCAUGGAGCGCGGCGGGCGCUGCAGCUCGGUGGCGGCGCUGCGCGUGGGGCGCGCCGAGUGCUGCGCGCGCGGGCCCGCCGCCUGGAGCCCGCGCGACCUGGACAGCGGCGAGAUAUUCUUCUUCAAGGCGCUCAGCGGGGGGUACCCAUGUACUGCUUGCGCUGCAGAGUCGUGCGCGGGGGUGUCGUGCGGCGCGGGGCGGCGCUGCGCGGUGCGCGGGGGGCGCGCGCGGUGCGUGUGCGCAGCCUCGUGCCGGCGCGCCGGGGCGGUCUGCGGGACGGACGGCAAGACCUACCGCUCGCUGUGCCGCCUGCGCCGCCGCGCGUGCCGCCGCCCCGCCAAGCAUCUCGCCAUGGACUACCCGGGGCAGUGCAAAGUGGGCAACUGCGAGGGCGUCCGCUGCGGAGACAAGAAGAAGUGCGUGCUGGACGCUGAGCUGGGCGCCCACUGCGUGCGGUGCGGCGAGUGCAACGUGGCGGGCGCGCCCGUGUGCGCGGUGGACGGCAGGACCUACGCCGGCGCCUGCGCACUGAGGAAGGCGGCGUGCGACCGCGGCCGCGCGCUGCCGCUGGCUUACAGAGGGAGUUGUAUAGCGAACGCAACCUGCUCCUCCAUCCACUGCUCGCCGGGCCAGCGCUGCGUCGAGGGCGGCGCGUCGGGGGCCCGCUGCGUCACCUGCGGCCCGUGCGGCGCCGGCGCCAAGCGGGCGCUGUGCGGGAGCGACCGGCGGACUUACCCGUCGUGGUGCCGCCUGCAGAGGGCUACGUGUGCUGCUGGCAGGGUUGUGGACCCGCUGCAUCCCGGACCGUGUAAGGGUGACAGAAAUAUAACAGACAAUAGUGUGACUCGAGUGCGGAAGGGAGAGAGAGGUAUGAAUUAAGCGAAGAGCUGAGGGGGAAAGAACAUAUUCAGGGACUGUCUGGUUGUUAAACUCAUAUUUUAAGUUAUACUCUUUGACUUAAUUCUCAUAUUAUGAUGAACGAAGCGGCUUGUAAUCUAAUUCCUAUUUCGUUAAGUAUUAAAUUUGAUUUUGAAUGACAAGCUGGCCAAUAAAUACGUGUCUAGAACUUAAACCAAAAUGUAUAAGUCAAACCAUUUAAAGAUGUUGAUGUCAGUUUUCUAAGUUGCGUUUAGAAAGUAGAUUAAUUUAUCGUUAUUUUUGUAAUGAGUUAAUUAAUUUAAUUUAAGACUGAACUUGUAACCAGUAUGGUCUCUGCGAGUCGAGUGUUGUCUUCAACAAGUCAAGUAAAUAGUGAUAGGUUUACUAAAUUCAGUAAAUAAUUGGUACCAGCCUAAACCCUGAAACUAUUUUUUAACUUAUUACACACUCAUUGUAGAUAAAUAAUUCUAUAGUUUUUACUGAUUAACACUUUAAACUUAAUAAAUUUUGAGCACCAAAUCGUACUUACUAUUUAGUCAAAAUAUUAUAGGACUGUAGUUAGCACAAUGUUCUGAAAGUAGGUACUUAUAUUUAGAGAAAUUUCCAUGUUUCUUGUUAUAACUAACUAUAAAUACAGGAUGUUGAAAAAUAGGAAAUUUUAAGCAGGGAAGGCAAUACUUUUGGCAUUCUAUAGAACUUUUGUUUUAAGAAUGUUAGAUUAUUUAUAUUACUGAGUAGGCCUUUACUGAAAAGGUACUUAAUUAAUGUAAUUUAAAUCAAUAUGGCUUAGUUAGAACCCAUUUUGCAACAUUCUGUAUAAGCUUGUAGGAUGAAUUGUUUCAUCGGAGAACUGACUGACAUAAUUGUUCUAAAAUUCUAGUGUUUUAAGAUUAAUAAAUAUAAUUUUACUUCAGGAGCAUGGUGUAUGACGCUGGCGCAAUAUUUAUUGUUAAGUUAUAUGAUGUAUGGAGUUUUAGUGCAAUAUGUUUUGAUGCAAAUGAUAUAAAAUUUACGUAUGAACGUUUUGUUUAUUUUUUUAUGAUUUGACGAUUCAUUCUAUCCGAGGUUUCGCGAUGACAAAUUAUGUUGUUCCGACAUGUUAUUGAGUGUUAUGUACUUUUACAGUAUUAUGAUUGUGUAGGAUUAUUAGAAUUUUCUUAUUUUCGAAACUUUUUACACUGAAAAGAAUUAGAAAAUCUUAAUAGACUUUAGUUAAGAAAGUAAUUUAUUGUUACUUUAAAUUUAUUUCCAAUUCCCUUCUAGGAGUCAUUUGAAUUCUUGUAAAUGUAUUUAAAUGAACAAAGCAUUGUGUGAUGUCAACUUAGUGAUCAUUGGGACGUCCUGCUUAGCUUUAAAUAGUUAAAAUGAUUGUAUCUCGGUGCCCACAUUCUGUAUCCAGUAACGUGUAACGAUUUCUUUACAUUUUAUAUUGUUUAUUUUUAUUUAUUUAACAUAUUCGGUGUAACUGUUAAACUAUAUUGUGAAAUUUUAUUAACGUAUUUCUAAAUGAUUAAAGGGUUUACUUUAUUACUUUUAUUGAUUUGAUCUGAUAUGAUCGAGUAUAAAAUUAUUUUUAGUAGAGUAUCUAUUCGAAUUUAAUAUAAUAAUUUACAUAAGUGUUCAUGGUGAGGACGUCAAAACCAAUAAUGAUAAAUAGCAAUUUAAAAAGUUUGUAAAGCAUACACUUAACCUCGAUCCCUUGUUUCAAUUUUAUAAAAAUUAUCCUCUCUCUAUACAAGUAAAAGUUUUGGAUAAUGUACCAGUGCGGGACGAGCCAUGUCGCCCGCUCUCUAAGAAUUUCCCUGUUUAUAAUAUACUCUAUGGUAAGAAUGUGGACUGAGUCAAUGUCGCUUUCCUGUCAAUUACUCUCCAAGUAGUAUGUUUACUAUUUACUAAUUGUUAACUUUACUGUCUCGGACUAUAAUAAAAUAAUACUUAAUUGUUGUAGGUAGAUAACUCAUUGCAUAACAUUAGAUGAUGUAUAAUAUAUCUUUGUUGAUUACUUUCUCGAUCUUCAUAAAUAUUUGACAAGUA